Messenger RNA from Pezoporus occidentalis (night parrot), 1481 nucleotides. RefSeq names its product serine and arginine rich splicing factor 3 (gene SRSF3). Lineage: Eukaryota; Metazoa; Chordata; Aves; Psittaciformes; Psittacidae. The record is from RefSeq and is a predicted model, not a curated record. Gene Ontology annotation, biological process: mRNA splicing, via spliceosome. Gene Ontology annotation, cellular component: nuclear speck. Bases 162 to 656 code for a protein of 164 amino acids. The transcript has 6 exons. Gene Ontology annotation, molecular function: RNA binding.
UCACGUGGGAGGUGGGCUGCCCGUAUAUAAGGGCGGACAGGGUCGGUGCCUGCCGCCAUUUUGUCCAGUGAGGAAAAGCGGAGCGGGAGUCUCGGUGAGGGUCGAGUCGGCUGCGAGCUUAGCGCGGGCUCCCUUCGGGCGCCCUCCCUCUUAGCAUCGCGAUGCAUCGUGACUCUUGUCCGCUGGACUGCAAGGUUUACGUGGGUAACCUUGGAAACAAUGGCAACAAAACUGAACUAGAGCGAGCUUUUGGCUACUAUGGACCACUGCGCAGUGUAUGGGUGGCAAGAAAUCCUCCUGGCUUUGCUUUUGUGGAGUUUGAGGAUCCACGAGAUGCAGCUGAUGCAGUAAGAGAACUAGAUGGAAGAACCCUCUGUGGGUGUCGUGUCAGAGUGGAGCUCUCCAACGGUGAGAAGCGGAGUCGGAACCGUGGUCCACCCCCAUCCUGGGGCCGGCGUCCUCGAGACGACUACCGCAGAAGGAGUCCUCCUCCCCGCCGCAGAUCGCCACGAAGGAGAAGCUUCUCUCGUAGCCGCAGCAGGUCCCUCUCCAGAGACAGAAGAAGAGAGCGGUCACUCUCACGGGAGAGGAACCACAAGCCCUCUCGUUCCUUUUCCAGGUCUCGCAGUCGUUCCAGGUCAAACGAGAGGAAAUAAGACUGUGAGAAGGAGCUGUGUACAGGAAGCCCUUAGAUCUGAGGCCAGGAGGAGUAUGUACAGAACAUUGUUUUGUUUUGAAACUUCAUAAAGCUUGGUGCAUUUUUAAAAUGUUUUAGCUGUUGAACUCGCUUUGUUCCUUGUAUCUUGUAACAGGUGGCAAAUGUAAAGAUGUGAAUCUGUAUAUGGUUCUGAGCAGAUCAUAUGAUUUGUAAUACGCCCUUUACAAUGUACCAUUACACACGGGGUGUGCUUGUGCCGAGUCUAGGCAGUGUGUGUUGCGUGGGUAGAAGAAUGCUUCAGGUCUUGAUGUGCUGGGUGGGGGUUGUGCUAGGGUUCAGCUCUUGGGAGGAGGGGGGCAAGGAAGAGGUGUUCACUGUGUGAGUGUGGCCGGGAGCGAUGUCUGUCUGUGCUGAAAAAGAUGUAGAUGCUUCAUAGGAGAGUUGUCAAACAGUCAGGAGCGGGGAGUGUGUGGAGGGAAUGACGGAGCUGCAGCUGUAUCCAGAGCUCUGGUUCUGACUUCCAUUACCUGGAACAGAGCUGCUUUAUAUGCUGUGAAAUAUAAACUUGUAGCCGUAGGGUCAGUUGACUUUGUACUUUAUGUCAUUAGAGUACUCAACUAGGUGAUUGCUGAUUGCCCAUCUAUUCCAGAACCUCUGAACAGACCAAAUACACAGCAGAACUGACAACUGGAGUGGAUGUCUUGGGUGUGUAAUGGUACAUUGGGAAAGCUAUGAUUUAAACAUUUCUUUACUGUAUAAGAAUUUUCAUGUCACUUGUAAAAUGUCUUUUGUGAGAUCCUUGGGAUUAAAGUUUUGGUUACAA